Rotaria sp. Silwood1 is the source of this 279-nucleotide messenger RNA. Lineage: Eukaryota; Metazoa; Rotifera; Eurotatoria; Philodinida; Philodinidae. The record is from the annotation of a GenBank genome assembly.
AUGAAGAUAUUUGGAUUCUUUGGCAUUUUGAUUAUUGCUAUUAUAUUUGUGGCUCUUGAAGCAAAACGUUUACCAAUCGAAAAUGCAGAUGAUUUGGAAUUAUCUGAUAUUGAUGCUCGCUCAUUUUUGAAGAAGCACGAUGAAAACAGUUUUGAGGCACAAAUGAAUAAUCCAGAUUGUGUCCUAUGCAAAUUCAAUAUGAUACCAUGUUGUAAACCUAAUCUGUGCAUUAAAAAACGUUUUCGUCCAGAUGAAUGUUUAGAACUCAAGCCACGAUAA